Colletotrichum graminicola M1.001 is the source of this 3228-nucleotide messenger RNA. Its product is annotated as translation initiation factor aIF-2. Bases 1 to 3228 code for a protein of 1075 amino acids. The transcript has 4 exons. Lineage: Eukaryota; Fungi; Ascomycota; Sordariomycetes; Glomerellales; Glomerellaceae. The record is from RefSeq and is a predicted model, not a curated record. Gene Ontology annotation, molecular function: GTPase activity; translation initiation factor activity; GTP binding.
AUGCCUCCCAAAAAGAAGGGAAACAAGGCUCGCGCCGACGACGACUGGGAGAAAGAGCUCGGCGAGACCAUCGCCCCCGCCGCCGCCGAAACCUCAGAGACUGCUGCUGAAAAGCCAGCCGAGGAGGACGAGAAUGAGGCCCCCACCGGUCUCAUGGCCACCAUGCGCAAGAACAGAGAGAAAAGAAAGAAGAAGGGCAUCGAGGAGCCCCCCGCCGCGCCCGAGCCCGAAGCCGAACCUUCGCCCAGUCUCGCCGAGAAGGCCCCCCAGGAAGCCACCAUGGAAGACGAAUUUGCCUUGCCCGAGAAGAAGGGCAAGGGUGGUAAGGGGAAACAGGCCGCCGCCGCCGCCGCCGCCCCUGCUGCCGGCGAUGAGGAUGACGGUUCCGGCCGCGUCCUGACCAAGGCUGAGAAGGAAAAGUUGAAGAAGGAGAGAGAGAAGCAGCGUAAGAAGGAACAGGCUGCGAAGAAGAAGGGCCCCGCCCCUGCUGCGAAGGCCGAACCCGCCAAGGCCGCUCCUGAGAAGAAGGACUCUCCAACGCCCGCCGCUUCUGCCGUCGCCCCCCCGCCCGCCGAAGAGAAGGGUGGUAAGAAGAAGAAGAUCCCCGCCGCCCUUGCUGCGCUUCAGAAGCAGCAAGAGGAGCUCCGCCGCCAGCAGGAAGAACAGGCCCGCAUGGCUGAGGAGGAAAAGAAGAGAAUCGAAGAGGAGGAGCGUGCCAUGGAGGAGGAGAGGAAGCAGAGAGAGGAGGCCAAGGCUCUCAAGAAGCAAAAGGAGAAAGAAAAGAUCGAACAGCUCAAGAAGGAGGGCAAGUUCUUGACCAAGGCCCAGAAGGAGGAGAAGGCCCGCAAUGAGCGUAAGCUCCAGCAGAUGCUUGCUGCCGGUAUCAAGGUCGGUCCCGCCGACGAGGGCGAAGGCGACAAGAAGAAGAAGGUUGUCUACGACAACAAGAAGAAGGGGGGCCGCAAGGCGCAAGACAAGAUCGACGAAGAGAAGGCCCUUGCCGAGGCUGCCGAACGUGCCAAAAAGGAGGCCGAGCGACUCCACAGGGAGGCGGAGGAAAAGGCGGCCAAGGAAAAGGCCGAGGCCGAGGCCGCUGCCGCCAAGAAGAAGGCUGCCGAAGCUAGCGAUCUGGAAGACGACUGGGAGGCCGCCGCUGCGUCUGACGAGGAAGAUGUCAAGGACAGCUGGGACGCCGACAGCGAUGAAGAACAAGAGAAGAAGAAGGCGGCCAACGGCAAGCCCACCGAGCCUGUUGAGAAGAGCGAGAACGAUGAGGACGAGGACGAUGACUCGGGAUCCGACUCGGAAUCCGACUCCUCUGAAGAGGAUGAAAAGGAGACAGCGGCUCGCCAGGCCGAACUUCAGCGCAAGAGGGAGGCCGCGGAGCGCCGUGAGAAGGCUCACCAGGCCGCGCUGGCGGCGCAAUCCAAGGACAACCUCCGAUCUCCCAUUUGCUGUAUUCUUGGCCACGUCGAUACUGGAAAGACGAAGCUUCUGGACAAGAUCCGUCAAACCAACGUGCAAGAGGGUGAAGCCGGUGGUAUCACUCAACAGAUUGGUGCCACCUACUUCCCUGUCGAGGCCAUCCGACAGAAAGUGGCUGUCGUCAACAAGGACGGUUCCUUCGAGUUCAAGGUUCCAGGUCUGCUAGUCAUCGACACCCCCGGCCACGAGUCCUUCUCCAACUUGCGUUCUCGUGGUUCGUCGCUCUGCAACAUCGCCAUCCUUGUUGUCGACAUCAUGCACGGCCUCGAGCCACAGACCUUGGAGUCGAUGAGAAUGCUGCGUGAUAGGAAGACUCCUUUUGUUGUCGCCCUCAACAAGAUCGAUCGUCUGUACGGCUGGAAGAAGGUUGACAACAACGGUUUCCAGGAGAGUUUGGCCUUGCAGCCCAAAGGUGUCCAGAACGAGUUCAAAAACCGUCUGGAGCAGACCAAGGUCGCCUUUGCCGAGCAAGGCUUCAACUCCGAGCUCUUCUACGAGAACAAGUCCAUGGCGAGGAACGUCUCUCUCAUCCCCACCUCGGCUCACACUGGUGAGGGUAUCCCCGAUAUGUUGAAGCUCAUCAUCCAGCUCACCCAGGAGCGCAUGGUUGGAUCCCUCAUGUACCUUGCCGAGGUCCAGGCUACCGUUCUUGAGGUCAAGGCCAUCGAAGGUUUCGGCAUGACUGUUGACGUUGUCUUGUCCAACGGUAUCUUGCGCGAGGGCGACAGGAUCGUCCUGUGCGGUGUUGAAGGCGCCAUCUGCACAAACAUUCGUGCCUUGUUGACGCCUGCGCCGAUGCGCGAACUGCGUCUCAAGUCCGCAUAUGUGCACAACAAGGAAGUCAAGGCCGCUUUGGGUGUCAAAAUCAGCGCCCCUGGCCUCGAGGGUGCUAUCGCUGGUUCUCGUAUGCUGGUUGUUGGUCCCGACGAUGAUGAGGACGACAUCAUCGACGAGGUCGAGUCCGAUCUCGCCACCCUGUUCAGCCGUGUCGAAAAGACUGGCCGUGGUGUCAGCGUGCAGGCGUCCACUCUUGGUUCCCUCGAGGCUCUGUUGGAUUUCCUCAAGGACUGCAAGAUUCCCGUCGCCAACGUCGGAAUCGGUCCCGUGUACAAGCGCGACGUCAUGCAGGCUGGCAUCAUGCUGGAAAAGGCGCCCGAUUAUGCCAUCAUGCUUUGCUUCGAUGUCAAGGUCGACAAGGAGGCACAGCAGUAUGCUGAUGACGUCGGUGUCAAGAUCUUCACGGCAGACAUCAUUUACCAUCUUUUCGACGCCUUCACCAAGCACAUGGCCGAGCUCUUGGAGAAGAAGAAGGAGGAAUCCAAGAUGUUGGCCGUCUUUCCCUGCGUGCUCAACACCGUUGCCGUCUUCAACAAGACCAAUCCCAUUGUUGUCGGUGUCGAUGUCGUCGAUGGCCAGCUGAAGAUCAACACGCCGAUUGCUGUUGUCAAGAAUAAUGCCGUGACCGGCAUGAAGGAAGUCAUCAACUUGGGCAGAGUUACGUCGAUUGAGCGCGACCACAAGCAAAUCCCCGUCUGCAAAAAGGGCCAGCCCUCUGUUGCCGUCAAGAUCGAAAUGGGUGGUCAUCAGCCGACUUACGGCCGCCAGCUCGAGGAGUCGGACACUCUAUACAGUCUCAUUUCGCGUGCCUCCAUUAACACCCUGAAGGAGUUUUACCGCAAGGACGUCAGCAACGACGAGUGGAACCUUAUCAUCAAGCUCAAGCCCCUCUUCGACAUCCACUAA